AGACAAUAGCCUCUAAUGUCCAGGCAUCCAGCAGGCGAUGAUGAAACACAGCAAGAUGAGUCUGCCUUCAAGCUUGAAUCACUUUUCUGUUUUGAGAGAGAAGAUGCAACUAUUAAUAGAUUGGCCGACUAAGAUUCAGAAGCUCUGGGACGAAUGGGAGCUCCGGGGAAUGGUUCUUCUCAGCCUCUUAUUACAAAUCAUUCUCUUCUUGUUGGGCAAUCGUAGAAAAUACAUUGCUUCAUAUUGGUCACAGAUCAUUCUUUGGCUCUGUUAUGUUUCUGCAGACUCUUUGGCUACCAUUGCUCUUACUGUCCUCUCUUACAGCCAACUACCACAACAUGGUAGUACCAAAGAAUCAAUAAGGGCUUUAUGGGCACCGUUUCUUCUUCUUCACCUUGGUUACCCAGACACCAUCACUGCCUAUUCCUUAGAAGACAACAAAUUGUGGUUGAGACACUUGCUUGGACUAGUCUUCCAAGUCAGUGCAGCAUUUUAUGUCUUCCUAAAGUCUAGGGUUGGUAGUCGUUUUUCUAUACUUACACUUUUGAUGUUUGUCCCUGGAAUAGUCAAGUAUAGUGAGAAAACUAGGGCUCUCAGGUGGGUUAGUAAGGACUAUGGAGACUCUUUGCUCCAAACCCAUUUCAUGGAGGAAAAAGAAAAGGUUUCUAAGCAGGCCAAAGAUGAAGUUCGACUUCAAAUAAGGAUGGAUCAAGAUGAUCUAUCCGAUGGAGAGAUUUUGCACAUGGCUCAUCACUUCUUUGUGACAUUCAAGGGUCUAUUCACAAAUCAUAUACUCAGUAUUCAAGAUUGGAAGGAGAGCAAGUCAUUUUUCCUUCAAAGUUCAUGGAGAAGUGCCUUUAAAAUGAUUGAGGUUGAACUAGGGUUUAUGUUUGAUGUAUUGUAUACAAAGGCCACCUUAGCUUAUACUCUCAUGGGCUUUUUUCUCCGGCUAGUUUGCUUCCUUUUCACCAUCAAUUCAUUCCUACUCUUCCUCCUCACUGUCGAAAAGCAUCAUCAAUACCCAAUCAUGGACGUAAUCACAACUUAUGUAUUGUUUGGCGGAGCAAUUACUAUGGAGAUCUAUGCAACCAUCAUUCUUAUUUUCUCCGACUGGGCAUUCCUUUGGCUAAGCAAGCAAAAGAAGAUGAUCCCAACAAUAAUCUCUCAUGCCAUGGAAAGACUCAUACCUUGUAGGAGAAGGAUGCGUGCUUCAGUGGGACAGUGCAGUCUAAUCAAUUGUUGCCUCAAAGAUAUAUCACCUUCAAUGAAGCGUUAUGUUCAGAGGCUCUUCUGGAUUGAGAAAAUUCUGGAGAAGCAUCGGUGGUAUGUGUUUUCGAAUGCAUUGCAAGAUGAUGGAAUAAGAGAAUUAAUAUUCCAACAGCUUAAAGCAAAAGCAGAAAGCAGUGUGGGGAGGUUUGAGAAGGAGAUAUAUCCAUUUCCAAGUAAAGGAGAUGUUUUGCUUAGAAAUAACAAUCAUGUUUGGCCUUUGAUUAAUUGGACUCUAGUUGAUGUAGAAUUCGACAAAAGUAUACUUCUCUGGCACAUCGCUACAGAUAUUUGUUAUGAGUCUGGAUUUGAUCAUUCACCAGCUAUGAAAUCGAAACGUGAAUUGAGCAAGUUAUUAUCAGAUUAUAUGAUGUACCUUCUCUUAAUGUGUCCUCAUAUGUUGCCCGAAGGCAUCGGGAUGAUCAGGUUCCGAGAUACUUAUACAGAAGUCAUGAAGAUUUUCAAGAAAACAAAAUCAAAGUUGAACAAAACCAAAGCUUAUAAGUUGCUUGAGAGAAAGAAAGUGAGUGGAUCAAACACAAGUAUGUCUGUCCUAUUUGAUGCAUGCAUGCUGGCAGAACAUUUGCAACAAUUAAAUGCAAAGGCAAAUUUGGAUGUAUGGGAGGUAGUGGUUGUUGUGUGGGUGAAGAUGUUGUGUCAUGCUGCGGAUAACUGUAGAGGCACCAUCCAUGCUCAGCAGCUCCAGCAAAGAGGUGGAGAACUUCUUACUCAUAUCUGGCUUCUCAUGGCACACCUUGGUCUAAUAGGACGAGUUAGAUUUUCAACAGAAGGACAGUAUAGACCCAAAUCGCCAUUAUCUGUAUAUAAAAGGGCUAGGAUAAAUCUAGAACAUUAG
Molecule: messenger RNA, 2122 nt
Organism: Macadamia integrifolia
Lineage: Eukaryota; Viridiplantae; Streptophyta; Magnoliopsida; Proteales; Proteaceae
Exons: 2
Coding region: 38-2122 (694 amino acids)
Source: RefSeq, a predicted model, not a curated record